Molecule: messenger RNA, 645 nt
Organism: Hirsutella rhossiliensis
Lineage: Eukaryota; Fungi; Ascomycota; Sordariomycetes; Hypocreales; Ophiocordycipitaceae
Product: phosphopantetheine attachment site domain-containing protein
Exons: 1
Coding region: 1-645 (214 amino acids)
Source: RefSeq, a predicted model, not a curated record
AUGGAGGCCGGGAAGAGGGCAGAUGGAUCCCUGGUGGUGACGGCGUCGUCUAGGAGAGCAAUGAAGAAGGUUGGGCAUCUCCUUGAUCUGGCCGCCCAGUGUCUGAAGGACGUUCUGGCUUCGCCCGAGAGGCUGGCCGUCACAUUCCUGGAGUCUUUGGCAGAUCUACCCCUAUCUCAACAACUGACGGCAAGAGAUCAGCUCCAAGCAACAUUCCAGAAAGAAGCUAUCGAUAACUUCUUUACUCAUCCCAUCACCAUUCUCUGCGGCGUCACCGGUAGCGCAGUCACUGAUAUCACACCUCAAACGAGCAUCUACUCGAUCGGUAGAGACUCCAUCAUGGCCAUUCAAGUCGCAAGCGUCUGUAGGAAAGAGGGCAUCCCCCUGACCACCGCCGACAUCAUCCGCAACACAGAGGUCGGCAGGCUGUGCGAAGUGGCGCUGGCACAGUCUGGGAACGCGUCCGAGCCGAGCACGUCACAUCUACAGGGUGCUCUGCCGCUCGUGGAGGCCGCCGAGGUCGACAAGGCACUCUCUCGCCUUGGCGAAGACCGAGGAAUGAUGGAAGAGAUCUUGCCCGUUCCCCUGGGCAAGAGUACCUUCUUGGCUUGUGGAUCCGGUCAGGCAAGACCAAGUACGAACUGA